This is a messenger RNA of Nerophis lumbriciformis (worm pipefish), 4179 nucleotides long. Lineage: Eukaryota; Metazoa; Chordata; Actinopteri; Syngnathiformes; Syngnathidae. The record is from RefSeq and is a predicted model, not a curated record.
AUGCACACGAUAAAGACUGUUGAGACGCAAGUUCCCUUUCUCAAAGAGAGUUUCUUCACCAGCACCUUCAAAGACAAGCGGAAGAACAGCGGCACCGGCGUCCUACGCCGACAACAGCACUCUCAGCAGCUCCCACAAACUCCAUACAACCCUGAGCAGCACUACCCUCUCCCCUCUGAGGGAGGACAAGAGCAGCCCCAUGUCAGGGAGCAGCGGCGCUUUCGCUCCAACAGCAGCCCGUUAUGUAACAGAUCUGAAUGGGGGGGAGCAGAUGGGGACAGAAAGGAGGGGCAACGGGAGAGGAAGGAUCAGAGCGCCAGAGAAGCCCUGACUGGAAGGGGGGGCGGGCGAGGAAUGAGCGUCGGUGGCUUUGAGCCCGAGGCUGCCACCGCCAGUCUCCGCCUCCUCUCGUCAUCGUCGGCGGCAGCAUCCUCACAGCUGCCUCUGACUGCGCUGCGUAAGCAAGCGGGCUUCGUCGGCGGUGACCCUCGGUCACAUGCCCACUCUAGACCUCAGCAGCACGGCCUCUUAGCCAGGGGGGUCCGCCUGCUCCGCAGCAUGGGCAACCAAGAAGCCAAACAGAAGAAGGGAGGCAAUGGCGGAGGUGGCAAGGAUGGCCUGUGUGAUGCUAGUGAAAAGGAAGCCGAAAAGAAAUCCAAAAAGUCUAACAAGAUCAGCAAAGGCGAACAAAAUGAGAAGAAGAAAUCAAAGUCCGAUUCCAAGGUCUCAGUGUUCUCUGGGAUGAAGAUCAGGAAAAGUUCCAAGGCCAAGGGAUUGUCCAGGGAUGACUUGCUGGUGGUCGAAAAGCUGGGGAAAGCAGGGCUAAAGCCCGGAGUGGAGGCCAGCUUGUCGGCUGAUGAGAUGGGCGUGCUAUCGGAUUUUGAGGCUGAUCUAAGCCGCUUGACGGCUGGGAGCCAACAAUCCAUCGUGGAUGAAACAUACCACAAGAACACCUCAGGAUCGGAAGUGGACGUUUACAGUUUCCACUCGGCUGCAGCUGACACCGAUGACCUUCUCUCGGACAUCCAACAAGCAAUGAGGGCUCAGUGUCGAGACUCUGCUUUCCAAAGAAGCAAAGCCACCGAGAAGCUUCUAUCUCAUCAGACUUUGAGCUUCGAGAACGACAUCUCUUCCUGUCGCAACAACAAAUCUGACAACGGAAUUGGACUCAUUAAACGAGAUCCAUCUGUGCCCGGAUCUUUGAGUGAGAGUGGACCGUCCUCCGCACCGGAGACUGAGAGGAGCAGUGGAAGCCUUUUCCCAAAGACCAAUAGCACCUUCAGCUUCCCAGAUACUUUAACCACCACCCCUUCCUCCUAUGAGAGUGCUGAGGAUGACCUGGAGAGCCCAGCCCAAGGCAAAAAUUUAGGUAUGCCGUGUGUCCGGCUUGAACCCAUGGGGGCUCACAAGAGCGCAAGCAGCAUGGAUUUGUCUUCAGAGCGAGCGGAGGAAGAUAACGCUGGGCGGGACCUCCCAUUCCUAAGGAAGAAGAGCAGUCUAUCAAUCAGCCUGCUUACAACCGAGAGCCCUACCAGACCGACUUCUGCCAUCUCCCCAUCCACUGUAAAACUCUACCCUCCUGUGCACCCCUCUUACGUGAAGACCACCACCAGGCAACUCAGCUCCCCCAUCGGGUCUCCACUCACCAGCCCCUGUGUGCCGAGGAGAACAGACUCAGGAGAAACCGACGAGGUCCAGGGUAUCAGGGGUCGAAAACAAAGGUCCAGCUCUAUUGCGGGGCCCCUUGGCACGCCGGGGGACUGGUGUGGCGAGCCUGACAGUGGAGAUGGAGCGGUCUUCUCUGAGCUGGAGCAACCAGAGAAAGGAGCGUCAGCUGGCACAUACUGGACGUUGGGCUCCAGAAGAGCGCAGUAUGGGCACUCCAGAUCUUCCAGAGGGGCGUCUUCCUACCUUGACAUCUUCUCUGGGCGCACACUGCUGGACAGGCUGUGUAUGAACCAAGAGGUUGACUCAUCAGAGGAAGAGGCCAAGCAAAUGUGCCAGCGAAUGUUGACACAGGGUUUGCUGCACCCUUUCAGCGACAACGGUGGGGAUCGUCACGGCAGUGCUAUAUUUUCUGGGGAGCAGCUGUACACCUGGGCAACUGUGGGACUGCCGGUGUCCUCACACCUGUGGGAACUCUAUGGUGGGAGAACACCAACCAGAGUGCAGAGUUCUAAAUCACCUUUGAAGGCCAAGUCAGCAGUACCGUCUCACCCCCAGACACAGCUCAGCAGAGUAAAGUCAUGUCAGUCUUCCUCUGAGGAUGAAGGCGGUCUAAUAUCUCAGCUAGAGAAGACCAUUCUUGACCUUCGUGUGAAGAUGGCCGUGCUGCAGAGCCAGCAGGUUUCCUCAGCAAAGGCAAACGAUUGUGAAAGUAGGAGCCAGGAGGCGUUUGUUCAGACCUCGCCUCUAGGAGAUGGAAUUAAGUUGGAUGUGACCACUGGCCUCCCCAAAACAGAGGGGGCCUUUGUAUGCACAUGCCAGCAAAACAAGACAAUCCCACCUCCUCCUCCACCACCACCUUUACCUGGACUUGGAUCAUGUCCACCUCCUCCACCACCACCUUUACCUGGACUUGGAUCCUGUCCUCCACCUUUACCUGGACCUGGAUCUUGCCCCCCUCCUCCACCUCCACCACCUUUACCCGGGUUUGGAUCCUGUCCGCCACCUCCACCACUACCUGGUAUUUUAGCUCCACCUCCACCUCCUCCUCCUCCCCCAGGUAUGGGCCCUCCACCGCCACCCCCACCUCCCGGAAUGGGCCCACCACCUCCACCCCUGCCUCCAGGACUUGGUGCCCCACUUCCACCACCGCCGGGCCCUGGAUUCUCCAAGAUGAUCCAGGAAGCUGCCCCUGCCAAAGCCGUGAUUGAGCCCCCCAAGCCCAUGAAGCCCCUCUACUGGACACGCAUUCAGCUGCAUGCUAAAAAGCAGAGCGGCUCAUUAGUUUGGGAGAAAAUUCAAGAACCAACGGUGGACUUUCAAGAAUUUGUCGAUCUCUUCUCCAAAAGUGCUGUCAAAGAGAAGAAAAAGCCUAUUUCCGACACAAUCAGCAAAUCCAAAGCCAAGCAGAUGGUGAAGCUUUUGAGCAACAAACGUUCUCAAGCAGUCGGGAUCCUUAUGUCCAGCAUCCAUCUUGACAUGAAGGAUAUUCAAAAUGCCGUCCUCAAUAUGGACAACACUGUCGUGGAUCUGGAGACCCUACAAGCGCUUUAUGAGAAUAGAGCCCAGAAUGAUGAGCUGGAGAGUAUCACAAAACACAUGAAGUCAUCGCAAGACAAAGAGGAUGCAAAGCCACUGGACAAGCCGGAGCAGUUCCUCUUGCAGUUAUCAGAGAUCCCAAACUUCUCCGAAAGGGUCUUUUGCAUUCUUUUCCAGUCCACUUUCUUCGAAUGCAUCACCUCAAUUGCCCGUAAAAUGGAAAUCCUUCAAAGAACAUGCAAGUCUCUUCAAAGUGGGAAGUGUGUAUUGCAGGUUCUGGGUCUGGUUUUGGCUUUUGGGAACUUUAUGAAUGGAGGUAAUAGAACCCGCGGGCAGGCUGACGGCUUUACUUUGGACAUCCUGCCCAAAUUAAAGGACGUUAAGAGCAGUGAUAACUCCCAGAGUCUUUUGUCCUACGUCGUUGCUUACUAUAUGAGGCACUUUGAUGAGAACGCUGGAAGAGAGACAUGCAUCUACCCUCUACCUGAGCCACAUGACCUAUUUCAGGCCUCCCAGAUGAAGUUCGAGGACUUUCAAAAGGAUUUGCGCAAGCUGAAGAAAGACCUAACCGCGUGCUCCAGAGAGACGGAAAAAGUAUGCAAGCUGUCCUCAGAAGACAACCUGCAGCCCUUCAAGGACAAGAUGGAUGCCUUUGUUAGUAAAGCCAAAACUGAGCUGGAAACACAGGAGAAACAACUGGCAGACACUCAAAACACCUUCUUGGAACUGAGCACGUCCUUCUCAGUCAAACCCAAAGCGGGAGAAAAGGAGGCAUCUCCAAACACUGUUUUUGGCCUUUGGCAUGAGUUUUCCACAGAUUUUAAAGAGCAGUGGAAGAAGCAGAACAAGCUGAUGCUCAAGGAACGGCUGAAAGUGGCAGAGGAGUGUUUCAGACAAGCCAAGGAGAAAGCAUCCUACAACGUCAAACCCAAACAUGCAACUGGAAUCAAAGCAAAGCUGGGCCAGAAGAUGUAA